This is a messenger RNA of Prunus armeniaca (apricot), 1080 nucleotides long. Lineage: Eukaryota; Viridiplantae; Streptophyta; Magnoliopsida; Rosales; Rosaceae. The record is from the annotation of a GenBank genome assembly.
AUGGCUUCAAGUGGGUCUGAUCUUUUCGAUGGACAAGUAGAGGAAAACAAGAAUUUCCAUGAAAACUUCGGAGAAAUGCUGUCAACUCUCCCUAAAGGCUUGGGAGCUGGUGGGUGUUACUACCAAUACCAAGGCUUUUGGUAUUCCAGCGUUUGGCUUUUAGGCACCAUUUGGGCACAACGAAGUUUCAGGGCUAGAGACACUGACAUUCUCUUGGCAGCCUCUCCAAAGUCCGGUACAACAUGGAUGAAGGCCCUAAUGUUUGCUAUCGUAAAUCGAAAGUGCUACCCUCAUCUUCCAUCAUCAUCAUUGGCAUCCCAUCCGUUGCUCACAAAAAGUCCACACAAUUGUGUACCAUACCUAGAGGUUCGUGAUGAAGAGCACAUGAUUGGAGGCAAUCCAAUCGCCUACCUAGACUCUCUUCCACCAUCAUCACCUAGAUUGCUUUCAACCCACAUUCCAUACACAUCGUUACCAAAAUCCAUUUUGAGUGAUUCGGGUGGUCGAAUUGUGUAUAUUGCUAGGAACCCAAAAGAUGUUUUUGUUUCUUACUGGAGCUUCUGCCAGAAAUUUAAAUCCAAAACUGACCAAUCAAAAGGGCAACCACUAGCAGCAAUUUCCAUGGAAGAGGCAUUUGAGUUGUUCUGCAAAGGGGUUUCAAUUACAGGCCCCUUUUGGGAUCAUGUUCUCGACUACUGGAAAGCGAGCUUGGAACGCCCUGAUCAGGUAGUGUUUAUGAAGUACGAGGAUAUGAAAAUGGACACAAUGCAGCAUGUGAAGAGGUUGGCUGAGUUCAUGGGGCAUCCUUUUUCGUUAGAGGAAGAGAGGCAAGGCGUUGUGCAAGAAAUUAUAAACUUGUGCAGUUUUCAGAAUUUGAGUAAUUUGGAGGUGAACAAAAGUGGGGCAUAUCAUGUCCAUAUCGCGUCCCAAACGGGGCAAACACCUUUGCUGGUGAACAACAGUGCCUUCUUCAGACGAGGAGAGGUUGGAGACUCCAAGAACCAUCUAACGGUUGAGAUGCUUGAGCAUCUUGACAAAAUCACAGAGGAAAAGUUGGGUUCUUUUGGUUUGAAACUUUAG